Molecule: messenger RNA, 1111 nt
Organism: Phytophthora nicotianae INRA-310
Lineage: Eukaryota; Oomycota; Peronosporomycetes; Peronosporales; Peronosporaceae
Exons: 4
Coding region: 47-781 (244 amino acids)
Biological process (GO): proteasome-mediated ubiquitin-dependent protein catabolic process
Cellular component (GO): nucleus; proteasome core complex, alpha-subunit complex; proteasome core complex
Source: RefSeq, a predicted model, not a curated record
AAUUCAGGGGGAGAAGCCAAGGCGAAUCGAAAGCCCGAAUCCGAAGAUGUUCCAGACCAACACCGAGUAUGACCGUGGCGUGAACACGUUCUCGCCUGAGGGACGACUCUUCCAGGUGGAGUACGCCAUCGAAGCCAUCAAGAUGGGCACCACGGCUAUCGGUAUCCGCACAAAAGAGGGCGUCGUGCUAGCGGUGGAGAAGCGACUGACAUCGCCGCUUCUUGAGCCUGGCAGCAUUGAGAAGAUCAUGGAGGUCGACAAGCAUGUGGGCGCUGCAAUGAGCGGUAUCACUGCCGACGCGCAGACACUGAUUGACCACGCGCGUGUAGAAGCCACCAAUCACUGGUUCUCGUACAACGAGCCUGUGCGCGUGCAGGCAUUGACGCAGUCCAUCUGCGACUUGGCGCUGAGCUUCGGUGAGGGCUCAGACGAGAACAACCACAAGCAAAAGAUGAGCCGUCCGUUCGGUGUGGCUCUGCUGCUAGCUGGAGUAGAUGAGGCCGGACCGCAGCUCUUCUUCUCCGAGCCCUCGGGCACGUACUGGCCCGUGAAGGCCCACGCUAUUGGCUCUGGAUCGGAAGGGGCACUGAACAACCUCAAGGAUGGCUACACUGACGAACUGACAUUGCAGGAGGCCGAGACACUUGCUAUUGGCGCUCUGAAGCAACACAUGGAGGAGAAGCUCACUAGCAUUAACGUGGAAUUGGCUGUUGUCACGCGCGAGAAGGGCUUCCACGUCUGCACUGCUGAGGAGCUGGAGGUCGUGAUCGGUCGUCUGUAGACGAGUAUACGCUGCUAGUCCUCGAACUUAAAAAUGCACCCGCUUUUGGUGAUUCUUCAGUAUGUGAAGUCUUGAAUGAACUCCAAGUGCGGACCUCGUUUGCAUCAUUUUGCUGCGACUGUCGUUUGCUAAUUUUUGAUGAUAUUGCCAGAAAUUCCACACGUGGUUUGUUGAGCGUGAUGAAGCUCGAGCGUAAACGAUUUUCUCGUCUACAAUCGUGCUCACCUCGAGACGUUUGCCGCACUGCAACAAGGGUGCAAUUGUUAGACAAGCAAGCCAGAAACCAAACAAGAAACAAAUGUCGUCAAUAUCAACUAAUUUUGAGAUACU